ACAGCGAAUAUAAGGGGAAUUAUUGGCGAGAGAGCUGUAGACCAACUUAGCUCUGAACCCAUUACUUUUCCCCAAAUCAGAAAAAUUUUACAGUUACCGGAACCAUUUCUCAUGCAGAUAAGAAUUCAAGCUUUGACAUUGUAAACCCCAGACGAGUUGGAGCCUGGCAUCGGAAAGAGGUGUGCAGCAACGAUUUCUCCUCUUGUCUUAAGAAGUUCACUUCUGCAGGAGGGAGUCUGAAAAUGACAGGGGCAAAGAGGAAAAAGAAAAGCAUGCUGUGGCGCAAGAGGCAUACUCCUCAGUGUGAAGACAUUAAAGAGUGGUGCAGAAGGCGGUUACCUAUUCUGGAAUGGGCUCCACAGUACAAUGUGAAGGAAAACCUGCUUCCAGACACCGUUUCUGGAAUCAUGUUGGCAGUUCAACAGGUGACACAAGGUUUGGCCUUCGCUAUGCUCUCCUCUGUGCACCCAGUAUUUGGCUUAUAUGGGUCCCUAUUUCCAGCCAUCAUUUACGCCAUAUUCGGAAUGGGGCAUCAUGUUGCCACAGGUACCUUUGCCCUGACAUCCUUAAUUUCAGCCAAUGCAGUGGAGCGACUUGUCCCUCAGAGCAGCCAGAACCUCACCACACAGAGUAAUGCAAGCGUGCUGGGCUUAUCCGACUUUGAGCUGCAGAGGAUCAGUGUGGCGACUGCAGUUUCCUUCUUGGGAGGUAUCAUUCAGGUGACCAUGUUUCUAUUACAACUGGGCAGUGCCACCUUUCUGCUUACGGAACCUGUGAUCAGCGCCAUGACAACUGGAGCUGCCACUCACGUAGUCACUUCACAAGUCAAGUAUCUCUUGGGAAUGAAAAUACCGUAUAUCUCUGGACCACUUGGAUUCUUUUAUAUUUAUGCCUAUGUCUUUGAAAACAUCAAGUCUGUCCGACUGGAAGCUCUACUUUUAUCCUUACUGAGCAUUGUGGUACUCGUUCUUGUUAAAGAGCUGAAUGAACAAUUUAAAAGGAAAAUUAAAGUUGUUCUUCCCGUCGAUUUAGUUUUGGUUAUUGCUGCAUCCUUUGCUUGUUACUGUACCAACAUGGAGAGCACGUAUGGAUUGGAAGUACUCGGUCAUAUUCCAAGAGGAAUUCCUCCUCCCAGAGCUCCCCCAGUGAACAUGCUCUCCGCGGUCAUCACUGAAGCCUUUGGCGUGGCUCUGGUAGGCUAUGCGGCCUCCCUGGCUCUAGCUCAAGGAUCUGCCAAAAAAUUCAAAUAUUCAGUCGAUGACAACCAGGAGUUCUUGGCCCAUGGACUCAGCAAUGUGAUUUCUUCGUUUUUCUUCUGCAUCCCGAGCGCUGCUGCCAUGGGAAGGACUGCCGCUCUGUACAGCACAGGAGCGAAGACACAGGUGGCUUGUCUAAUAUCUUGCGUUGUCGUCCUAGUAGUCAUCUAUGCGAUAGGACCUUUGCUUUACUGGCUACCCAUGUGUGUUCUUGCAAGUAUUAUUGUUGUGGGACUGAAAGGAAUGCUAAUACAGUUUCGAGAUUUAAAGAAGUAUUGGAAUGUGGAUAAAAUUGACUGGGGCAUCUGGAUUAGCACAUACGUGUUUACAAUAUGCUUUGCUGCCAACGUGGGACUGCUGUUUGGUGUUAUUUGUACUAUAGCUAUAGUGAUAGGACGCUUCCCAAGGACAAAGACCAUAAGUGUAAAAAAUAUGAAAGAAAUGGAAUUUAAAGUGAAUACAGAAGUGGAAGAAGAAAUGCCGCCACGGUUGAAAAUUAUCUCAAUAAACAACCCACUUGUGUUCCUGAAUUCUAAGAAAUUUCGCACUGAUGUCAUGAACAUCAUCCAAAAGCAAUAUGCCAACAACCUGGCAGUGGAUGAUACCAGCAAGUGUGAACAAAACACAUUGCUCAAUUCUCUGUCUAAUGGCAACUGCAAUGAAGAAACUUUGCAGCCCUUCCCUACUGAGAAGUGUUCACUGAUCCUGGACUGCAGCGGAUUGACGUUCUUUGACUCUUCUGCAGUCUCUGUGCUGGUUGAGGUCUACAUGGACUGUCAGACCAGGAGUGUGGAUAUAUCAUUAGCCAAUUGCACAGCUUCCUUGACAAAAGCAAUGGAGUACUAUGGAAACCUAGAUUCGGAAAAACCAAUUUUCUUUGAAUCGGUGUCUGCUGCAAUAAGAAGCAGCUAUUUAAAUAAGAAUUUGAACAAGGUCAAUGACCACAGCGAAGUGUGAGGCCAUUUUGUUGCAGCACAUCUGUUAUCUUCUGCAGGUGCCUGAGGAGGCCAAAUACUGGCAUCUAGCACAUUCUUUUGUUUAUAUCUUACCGAUAACCUCUACUAUGAAGCAGGAUGUGACUUAACAUUAGUACCUGCACAUCCAUCGACUGAGAUAUGCCAAUAGAUUUUCUUAGCCUUUAUGAGUAAGCAGGUUCACUGUUUAUGUAAAAUCAGUAUGCAUGUAAUUUUGAUGUACUUAUGGGUAAACGUGAUUUUAUUUCCUAUGGCUGCAGUACGCUGUGUAGUUUUAUGUCUGUUUUGCCAUAAGUUGAUUGUAAAAAUGACACACACUUUAGUCAUGAGAUUCGAAACAUUUAUAAGCCAUUUGUAAAAAUUGAGGAUCAUCUGUAACAUAAAACAACUCACCAAAUAUAAAAUUUUCUGUUCCCUCACCCCCCCAAAACACUGAAAUAUCAAUCAGGCUAACUAUUAUCUUAUAUAACAGAAAAAUAAAAUUACCAAGAAAACAAACAAAUGACACACCAGAAAUUAUGUAUUUUUAUUGAAAUAAGUCCAUUCUUGAGGUAUUCA
This is a messenger RNA of Ochotona princeps (American pika), 2788 nucleotides long. It is a transcript of the gene SLC26A7, whose product is annotated as solute carrier family 26 member 7. Gene Ontology annotation, cellular component: membrane. Gene Ontology annotation, biological process: transmembrane transport. The coding region runs from base 243 to 2213 and encodes 656 amino acids. Lineage: Eukaryota; Metazoa; Chordata; Mammalia; Lagomorpha; Ochotonidae. The record is from RefSeq and is a predicted model, not a curated record. The transcript has 19 exons. Gene Ontology annotation, molecular function: chloride transmembrane transporter activity; sulfate transmembrane transporter activity; bicarbonate transmembrane transporter activity.